Messenger RNA from Oncorhynchus kisutch (coho salmon), 2392 nucleotides. RefSeq names its product chondroadherin (gene chad). The coding region runs from base 227 to 1318 and encodes 363 amino acids. NCBI's taxonomy places the organism in Eukaryota, Metazoa, Chordata, Actinopteri, Salmoniformes, Salmonidae. The record is from RefSeq and is a predicted model, not a curated record. The transcript is spliced from 5 exons. Gene Ontology annotation, molecular function: protein binding.
GGCUUUCCAAAGGCUUAACAGCCAUCCACCUGCCACUGAGAUCAAUGGAAAAGCUAACGGCUUCUGUCCUCCAACAAAAACACAGACACCUACGCCCAACAUUUAAUGACUUUCUGGAGGACUUUUUCUAGCUUGGAGUGCCUGCCAAGCAGUGAGAAGAAGCUCUCAGGAAGAGGCAGAAGACCGAUAAGGUGGACAGACACAAGUCUAGAGUAGCAGCGUCAGCAUGCGGUGUGUGAGCUUCCUCUCGGUGUGGCCCUACCUGCUGGUCCUUGGCCCGGUGGUAUGGGGCGCUCCCAGCCAGUGCCCGGCCCUGUGUCACUGCCACGGGGACCUGCAGCACGUCAUCUGUGACAACGUGGGGCUAAAGAAUAUUCCGCAGGUGUCCGAGGCCACCCGUCUGCUCAAUCUGCAGAGGAACAACCUGGGCAGCCUGCCCACCGGCUCCUUCGCCAGCAGCAAGGGUCUCAUCUCGUUGCACAUGCAGCACUGCCAGCUCCGCGAGAUCGGUGGACAGGCCUUCAAGGGGCUCAAGAAGCUCAUCUACCUCUACCUGUCCAACAAUGAGAUUACCAGCAUCAAGCCGGGUGCCUUCGAGGACCUCACCGAGCUCACCUACCUCUACCUGGACGGCAACCGCAUCAGCGACCUACCCAAGGGCAUCUUCUCGCCCAUGAUCAACCUGUUCAUCCUGCAGCUCAACGAUAACAAGCUGCGCGACAUCAAGCCAGGCACCUUCGCCGGAGCCAAGGACCUGCGCUGGCUGCACAUGAGUGGCAAUGAGAUGAGCUCGCUGCAGCCGGGCUCUCUGGAUGAAGUAGAGAACCUGGCCAUCCUGCACCUUGACAGGAACAGGCUGUCCACCUACCCCAGUCUGGCCAUGAGCAAGCUGAGAGUGGUGGAGGAACUGAGCCUGGCCAAGAACCCCCUGAGAAGCAUCCCUGACAACGCCUUCCAGAGCUUCGGACGCUACAUGGAGAAGCUGCACCUGGACAGCAUGGGGCUGGAGAAGUUUUCUGACGGGGCGUUCAACGGCAUGACGGCCAUCAAGUCUCUGCACUUGGACAACAACAAGCUCAAGUCCCUGCCCAAGAGCCUGGAGUUCACCAGCAUCACCAACCUCACGCUCGCCAACAACCCCUGGAGCUGCACCUGCACGCUAGCCCCUCUGCGCAAGUGGAUGGAUUCUAGCCGCCAGCGCCCUGAUGCGCUCUGUGCCGCUCCAUCCUCACAGAGAGGAAAGCAGAUCAGGGACAGCUCUGCCUUCAGCGACUGCACAGUUAAGACAAAGAGAGCCAAGAAGGGCACACGCCAUUAAAACACAGGAGACGCUGCCUGAGGGGAAAGGCCUGUCCAGGUGACGGGCUCGGUACGUGUGCAGAGAAAGAAAGCGACGCUAACUGCUACUUAAAGACCGUCCAUCUCACUAUCUGUCAAAUAUCAUGCAUCCCACAACCAACAUUCAGACGAGCAGCCAUGUUGACUCUCCUCCUCUCGCUCUCCCUAAAGCCAGCUUUACACCCUCACCUCUCAGGACCCCAUCACCUGCUGCCCCAAGCCCCCCCUAACAACCUUCCAAAUGGAAUGUUCCAGGCCAGGUCUCCCUUUAUUUAAUGUGGUUCACUCGGUUGGUCAUGUCUCGCUUCUCCCAUGAGAAAUUCUGUCAGACUGAGAAAACAACAUCAACUGUGGACUGUGACCGUAAAACGGACCUUGACAUAUUGUGACUUGACCCGACUCCGCUCAAAACUCUGACCAAAGGUAAGUGACACAACACAGCGCAGGCGGCUAAGGACUUUUUCUGAAAGGGUUUAUGAGAUAAUGGAGCAACGGCAAGUUGAAAAGGAACAUAGUCAGAGAUGACAAAGAGAGGAGUCCAGUUCUCCAGCGGUAUCUUUCGUUUAAAGACUGUCCUUUGUAUGUAUUCAAUCUCCCAAGAGAUACGCAAAAAAAAAAAAAAUCCUUACAUGAAUGGAGGUUGGAAGUGUUUGCAGUGCCUUUAGGUCUGUUAUCACAGGAGGACAUGUUGUACAGUUCAAAAUGGAUUAGAGAAUAGGUAGCAGAGGUGUCAUGUCUGAGUCUUUGACUAAAUAAUAUAAUAUACUAAAUAUUUAGCCUUUUCCACCCCCCCACUUCCACUGCUGUGGCAAUGCUUACACUGUGUGACAUUUCAUUUAAAGUAAUUGAUUUACAUUGAAAACAAGAUACUUUCUACUGCUAAAUCAAUGGAUUAUCUAUAGGCAUUGAAGACUUCCCAAACUCUGGGAGCAUGUAGGUACCCCCCUUUCCCUUUCAUAACUCUUAAUAUUUGACUCUUCAGCAUCUUUUUUUAAUGUAUAUUGAACAUCAUAUUUUGGGGGGGACAUCUAAGAAAUAAAUAUAUAACCUUGUC